This is a messenger RNA of Maudiozyma saulgeensis, 2022 nucleotides long. The record is from the annotation of a GenBank genome assembly. NCBI's taxonomy places the organism in Eukaryota, Fungi, Ascomycota, Saccharomycetes, Saccharomycetales, Saccharomycetaceae.
AUGUCAGAACAAGAAUCGUCCCUAAAGAGAACUGUUGAUACUGUCACUAGCGAAGGUGAUGUGUCUAUUGUCAAGAGAUCUAAAAUAGAGGAGGACCAACCUUCCAAUAACUCUAUAACUGAACAAUCGGUUGGUAUUACAUUAUAUUUAACUCCAGACUUACCUGGAUUUUCGGGUCAAAUCAAGCAAAGAUAUACAGAUUUUCUAGUUAACGAAAUUGACAAGUCUGGGAAUGUUGUUCAUCUGACUGACAAAGGGUUCAAGAUGCCAAAGAAACCUCAAUUGUCUAAAGCAGAAAAAGAUGCUAAAAAUGCAGAAGAUAUUGCCAACAGACAAAAUUUUGAAGUUGAUUCUGAGUUAAGAACUCAAUUAGUUGAAAUAUUUGGAGAGAGUGAUGUUCAAAAGAUUGAAGAAGUUUACAAGAUGGCCACUACUAUGAAAAGUGAAAAAUCGUUUGAAGAUAAAACAAUAAGAACUAAAAUUCAUCAAUUAUUACGCUCUGCAUUUAAUGACGAACUAGAGUCUGUUACAAGCGAUACAAAUUGCUUUAAGAUUGCAAGAAAUAAUAAAAACUCAAGAGUAAACAAAAAAGUGAGAAAUGAUCAAACAAAAGAUGCAAACGGCGUUGAAAACUGGGGUUACGGACCAGCCAAAGAGUUUCUACAUUUCACCUUACAAAAAGAGAACAAAGAUACCAUGGAUGCGGUCAAUACCAUUUGUAAACUAAUGAGAUUCCCAACCAAGGCUAUGAGAUUUGCUGGUACCAAGGAUAGAAGAGCUGUUACCUGUCAAAGAUUAUCAUUAUCAAAGAUCGGUGUAGAUAGAUUAAAUGCUUUAAAUAGAACUUUAAAGGGUAUGACAAUCGGUGGAUUUAAAUUCGAAGAUUCCUCUCUAAGUUUAGGUGAUUUGAACGGUAAUGAGUUUGUUAUUGCCAUAAGGGAUGUCAACGUUAUUGAUCCCAAUUCCAAAUUGGAAGACAUCUUACAAAAAGGUUGCGAAUCCCUAUCAAAUAACGGUUUCAUCAACUACUUUGGUAUGCAAAGAUUUGGUACAUAUAGUAUUUCUACCCACGAAGUUGGUAAAGAAAUUUUGUUAGAAAAUUGGGAGAAGGCUGUUGAACUAAUUCUUUCUGAUCAAGACAAUGUUCUUCCAAAAUCUAAAGAGGCUAGACAAUUGUGGGAAAGUACACAUGAUGCUGCUGCUGCUUUGAAGCUAAUGCCAAGACAAUGUGUAGCUGAAAAUUCAAUCUUAUAUUGCUUGUCCAAUCUAAGAAAGGAGGAUGACGGAUCAUAUUCAACUAACUCGUAUUUAUCAGCUCUUAUGAAAGUUCCAAGAAACCUAAGAACAAUGUACGUUCAUGCUUAUCAAAGUUAUGUCUGGAAUGCCGUUACUAGUGAAAGAAUUAAAUUAUACGGGUUGAAGGUAGUACCAGGUGAUCUAGUUAUCGAUAACUCUACUUCUCAUGAAGACGUUGAAGAGUUGGAUGAUUUUGAUGAAGAUCUAAAUACUCAAGAAUUUGUCAGGGCCAAACCUCUAUCACAAGAGGAUAUUGAUGCCGGAAAUUAUUCCAUGUCUGAUAUCGUUUUACCAAUGCCUGGCUUUGAUAUCAUUUAUCCUUCAGAUUCUACUUUAAAGCAAGUUUAUAUCGAUAUAAUGAAGAAGGACAACAUGGAUCCAUUUAAAAUGAGAAGAAAAGUCCGUGAUUUCUCCGUUGCAGGUUCCUAUAGAAAUGUCAUCCAAAAACCAAACGAACUAGAAUACAAAAUUGUUCACUAUAAUGAAUCUACUCAGCAAUUAUUGAACACUGAUCUUGAAAUGUUAAAUAAUAAAAUUGGUAAAGAAAACGGCCAAAAAUAUAUGAAAACUAAACUAGAGAGAUUCAUGCCAGAUAAUGGAGGGGAAAAAACUGCCGUUUUAGUAAAAAUGCAAUUAGGUACAUCCGCUUACGCAACUAUGGCUUUACGUGAAUUAAUGAAGUUAGAAACAUCUCGUCGUGGUGAUAUGUGUGAUGUCAAGGUUUGA